Mollisia scopiformis is the source of this 710-nucleotide messenger RNA. RefSeq lists its product as uncharacterized. NCBI's taxonomy places the organism in Eukaryota, Fungi, Ascomycota, Leotiomycetes, Helotiales, Mollisiaceae. The transcript has a single exon. The record is from RefSeq and is a predicted model, not a curated record. The coding region runs from base 30 to 710 and encodes 226 amino acids.
UCAGAGAAGACUUCUAGUAAUCCAUCAAAAUGGUCAGCGCUUGGGAGAAGUUGAAUAACAAGCUCCGUAGAAGUAAGACGACAGCGGGACCUGUCCGUCAAGUAUCCCAAGCUAACAGACCACAGACAGGUACAACUCAAAGAAACCAAGCUUCACGGCAUCCGGUCACGGACCGAGACUCAAACUCAUCAAUAGCAAGCCAGCUCGGGGCAGCCGGUUUCACUAGAGAGGAGAAUCAAUCUUCAGAGUUCCAUAGUCCACCACCACCCCGUGGCGCAGAAAGAUCAGUUACUCCUUGGCCACCAGUGAGACGACAAUCAUCAGCACAAGCAGCCCAAGUCGGGCGGGCAAACACGAUGAAGCCUUUACCACCCCUCCCAUCUCACUCUUCCGUGAAGCCCUCAGCGAACUUCGACGAGUUCCUUCAAGCCGGACGAGAAAAGAACAGAUGGACCAAAGACCUGAACGAACACGUCCGGCCCAAACAAUGGGCAGGCGACACGCUUGAGUAUGCUGGCAUUUCUGAAGCGUUCCAAAUUAACGUUCAAUCCAGACCUCCUCUACCUGUGAGCAACCCGUCUUCUACCUCCAAAUUGAAGCGAUCCAAAGCCGUGCGUGUUCCGUCGAAGGAACAAAAGGCGGGUGGAAGGGUUGAAGCGCCGAGACCGUCGGUUCCUCCUGGUGAGUUUGAUCCAAAUAACCGAUUCUAA